This is a messenger RNA of Chiloscyllium plagiosum (whitespotted bambooshark), 4831 nucleotides long. RefSeq names its product leucine rich repeat and coiled-coil centrosomal protein 1 (gene lrrcc1). Gene Ontology annotation, cellular component: cytoplasm; centrosome. Lineage: Eukaryota; Metazoa; Chordata; Chondrichthyes; Orectolobiformes; Hemiscylliidae. Gene Ontology annotation, molecular function: protein binding. The record is from RefSeq and is a predicted model, not a curated record.
ACAGAUGUUCUGCUGACUGGCCUUUUUAAAAAACUUUUCUGUUAAGGUGUUGCAUUGGCAGCUUUUCAGUUUUAAGGAUUCCUGGAAAAUUACGACCAGUGCAUCCACAAUGUUUCUUCCUUUUAUAUCCCCAAGUGCAUCCUGUCAGACCCAGGGGACUUAUCCGUCUUCAGCCUCAUUACUUUCCCGAGCACUUUUUCCUCCAGAGUUAUUAUACUUGGACUUUUGAAAACCUGGCCGCCCGAACAAUGUUGUUCCAGCCGGUUCAGUCCGAGCAAUGUCCAUGACCUCCAUUGGGGCAAGGACAAUGUUACACUUCAGACAGCAGCAAGAUGGGAACAACUGAAAUAAAAACGCUGAACAAAAGAACGGAAGGAUGCCUCCGGGACGUUUCUCCCUCCAAAUAUACUGCCUGACCUGCAGGGUUUCACCACGCUCUGUUUAUAUUUUAGAUUUUCCAGAAACCAUAGUAUUUUGUUUUAUUUGAGACACCGACAGCCGGCCUUUCGUUGCCCAGCGGCCUGCAUUAACCGUUGAGGAUUUGAACGGAAUGCUCCUCACGCGUUGGGCGGACGAUUGGAGUGGGAACUAAAGUUCGGGGAUUGGGGAGCAGCCGGAGCUCAGACUAGCGGGAUCUCAGAACCGGGUCCGGGCGCUGGGUUUGAGCGGGAAAUUCAAGAGGAGAACGGUUGGCUGGAGGUGGACUGGCGUUCGUCGAGCAGCGAUCUCGUGUUGUUGCUGCGCGCUGUCGCUAUGGAGACGGGACCGGAAGAAAGCUGAUGCGGCUUGGCCUCCUACACGCCAGCAGAAUGGCCCGGCCUGGAGCUGGCGAGUGAGUGAGGGAGACAGACACAGAGAUCGCGGUUCAAAAUCUAAUUGCGCGACCUGAAAACUUUCCAAUAACUGACAGUUGUACUAUAUAAUGAAGUGGAAUGGCAUAUGAUGAUCAAUCAUCACAUGAGCUGUGUUUGAUAGAUAAGACCAUCACCAGCUUGCUAGAGGUACCUUUAAGCCUAACGAUUCGCACACUCAAUCUUCAUUGUAAUCAAAUCACCAGAAUUGAAGGUCUUGGCCAAUUGCGGCAGCUGCAACACCUUGAUCUCUCCUCCAAUCAGAUUACUCGUAUUGAAGGACUGGACUGUUUGGUGGCCUUGCGUACACUAAAUCUAACCUGUAAUUUUAUAACCAAAGUAGAAGGUCUUAAAGAACUUAUCAAUUUAACGAGAUUGAAUUUAUCGUACAAUCAUAUUGCUGACUUAAGUGGCUUCUUGCAUCUUCAUGGUGUUGGUCACAAGUUAAGUCAUGUGGAUCUUCACAGUAAUUGCAUUACUAACUUGAAUCAUCUGCUGCAGUGCAUGGUGGGAUUGAAUCUCUUAAAAGAUCUUACGCUGAUGAAAGAUGGAAGAGACAACCCAGUAUGUCAGACUCCAGGUUAUAGAGAGAUGAUGCUUCAAUCUCUAACUCAGUUGAUCGUACUAGAUGGACUAAAGCGGUCUGGUGAAUCUAUCCAUUCAAAUGAAGGAGUUCCCUCAGAUCUGCCUGGUUUGGAAGACUACUUGGAGUAUUUGGUAUCAUCGGAAUCUAGCUUAAGUAUGGAAAAGGUUUCAGGGGUACCACCCGUGAUCACACCAAGGAUUGAUCAGGUUCUUGCUCAAUAUCGCCUUCGUUCUACAGUAACUCAUCCUGCAGCACCAAUGUUUGUCACAGACUCCAGUUCAUCACUGGAAGUGGAGCAAUAUAGGAAUCACAACACUGUCAACAUAUUCAAUGAAAUAAGAAUAAAGAAACUGGAAAAACAGAUUUCUCAGCUAUUGCAGCAGCUUCCAACUUCUUCGAAUGCAGUAAAAGCAAAGCGAGAUAUUGAUUAUACCUCUGAGAGUGAAACUGAGAGCUGUAAAGAAAAUUGCAAAAAAGAAACCAGACGAACAAAGACUGAAACCUCCAAACAACGAAGUGCCAGACAGAUGAAAAACAAAAAAUCUGACAGGGACAAGCAGCCUUGCCUACGAAAAUUGAAAUCAUCUAACAAACAACUCAGAAGUGAAGACUUCUCCAGCAGUUCACCUGUGGAAUCUGCUGAGCUCCGAAUAGUGGGAUAUGUACCCAAAACUAUGUUAGCUGGGCAAAAACCUCAACACAAAUCACAAGACAGCAAGAAAACUAGUACAACUGAGGAGUCCACAUACAGGGUCCUUAUUCAAGAGUUGGACCAAGAAAGAGAGAUGAGAUGGAAGGCAGAGCAAACUGUGAAACAGUUGACAGACCACAUAAAAGAACUACAAAAUCAGGCAAAUGAGAAAAGGGAUUUUCAUGACAUGGCUGUACAUACAACAGACAGGCUAAAAGAGUUGCUCGUGAAAGAGAAAGAAGCCAGAAGCCAAUUACAAGCUUAUGUUGCAGAGUUAAAAAAGAAAAUAGGGAUGCUUACAGAGGAGUCAAGAAAGUCAAAGAUUACCGAAGAAGAUCAACGCAAGCUCCUGAAAUCACUUGAAGAAACAAUUUUGAAGUCGAACUCACAAAGACUGCAGCAGCAAGCUGUAGAGAUGAAACGAAUUCAAGAAGCAGAGCUAAAAGCCUCAGCAGCUCAAAGAGAAGGAGAGUUACUGCAGAUUUCACUCAAACAGCAGAAGGAAAAGGUUCAAGAGCUCCAGGAACUUCUCACUUCCAGAGAGCAAGUGCACAGGAAAGAAGUGGAAUCUAGAGUUACUUUGAGUGGACCAGAAUUUCAAGCUGCUUUGUCCAGAGAGGUUGCAAAAGAAGAAGAGAAACAUGCUCAGCAGUUAAAAGGGUAUCAAGAAAAAAUUGACCUACUAAGUCAGCAGUAUGCAUCUUUGGAGGAUGAAUUUCGCAUGGCUCUUACCAUUGAAGCAAACCGAUUUAAAGAGGUAAAAUGUGGGUUUGAUCAUGUGACAGCAGAAUUAGCGAAGACCGAGCAGGUCCUUGCUCAGACACAGCAGAAGGAAAAACAGGCAGGAACUUUGGUUCAGGAACUAACUGGCAUGGUGAAAGAGCAGAAAGCUAAGAUUGCAGAACUGGCAAAAGCCAAGCAGGAAACAGUCUCAGAACUGAAGAGCCGGUUCCGGGCACUAGAAUACGUAGCUGAGGAAGAGAAGAAGAAAACAGUUCAGAUUGAACUACUUAAGCAGGAGAAAUCUAAACUGAUAUCACAGCUAACUGCGCAGGAGUCUGUGAUUGAUGGCAUGCGAGCCGAGAAAAGGAUAUGGGGACAGGAGUUAGCACAGCAAGGCAGUUCUUUGGCUCAAGACAGAGGAAGGCUCCAGGCAAGGAUUGAAAUGUUAACAUCAGAGAUGGAGUCUCUAAAAAAACAAAAUGAACAGGACAUGAAUACUUUGAAAAUAAAAACAAAGAUCGUGGAUGAUCAAACAGAAACUAUUAGAAAACUUAAAGAAGGUUUACAAGAGAGAGAUGAACAGAUUAGGAAAAUACGUGAGGAAAAUCUGCAGGAUAAAAGAUCCUUCAAUGAGCAAUUGCAGGAUGAAGCUGCCGUAUCUCAAGAUCUCAGAGAAAAAGUGGAGAGACUUACAGAACGCAAAAGAGAACUAAAGCAGCAACUUGAAGAAAAGGACAUGGAGUUGGAGAAUACAAAAAUGGCCUUUAGUGCUGCUAGUGAGAAGUGGCAAAACAAAGCUGAAGUACUGACAAAGCUAGAAACACAAGUCAAACAGAUGAAAGAAACCUUUGAUGCCAAAGAAAGAAAACUUGUUGAGGAGAGAGACAAAGCCUUAAAAGCUAAGAAGGCUGCAGCAGAAAAAAUUCAUUCCAUGGAUAAUGCAUUCAGACAUCAGCUUGAGACCGUACAGGUAGCUCAACAGGCCCAACUUACACAAUUGAGCAAUGAAAAGCAAAAGGAAAUUGAAGCAGCAAAAGAAAAGGUCUAUGAAGUGGAGGAAGAAAUGCGACAGCUUCUCCAAGAAACAACAAAUGCCAAAAAAUCCAUGGAGGAAAAGAUCCGGAAGCUAACUAGUGCCCUCAAUGAUAUCAAAGAAGAAUUGUGACACUAAAAUAGACAGGCAAGCAAUGAUAAAAUCCAAGUUGCCAAAUUGAUAUUGUUUUGAAAGUUACUGUCAUCUCCAUUUGUAUGCCUGGAUAAUGAAUCUCCUUUGGCUUAUUACCCAAUUUGAUGUGAUGUAGAAUACAGAUUAGUAUGACCCUAAACUCAAUCCCUGAUUUGUGCUGUCUCUUGUAAGCCAAAUAAACAUUACAAUUAACUUUACAAUAUAUAGGCAGGUGGGUAAAUAUCUAGUACAAACCCCUUGGAGUAUUACAGUACUUCUCUGUUUGAACAAUAUAGCAGCAUGAGCAAUGGCUAGAGAUUAGGAAAGGAAUAAAAUUGACAGAAAUCAAUAGAAAAGUUUAGUUGUUUCUUUAAGUUAUGGUUCAUCAUGAUUCCAAGAUUCUUUUGUGUCAUGGAUAUACUUUAAUGUGAAAAUUUUAUGCUGCUUAGAGCUUCUUGCUGUCUUCAUUAAGCAUCAAUUUAAUUUGAUGUCAAAACAUGCAUCCAUAUUAAUUUUUUUCAAUUCACACCAUUAGAUUUUUACGUAAAAGAAAAAUUCAGUCAUGCUAACUCACUGGUUAACUGUGUCUAACAAUAUGAUACUGAACCAUAAAAAGGUGUAAGACGUUUGACUAUCACUGGAGACAAAAAUUGAUUUGAAUGUACAUCUACAUGAGCAUUCAUACCUCCUCUUGUAAAGUAUGAAAGGGAAGGAGGAAAAGUAAAUAGAAUAUAUGUGCCUGGCUGUGCUGUUCAUAUAUAGCAUAAAUGUUUGGGAGAAUAUAAAAAUAUAAAUCUGACAUUUUUAUAAGUUAC